UAAUUGAAUCGGUCACCCAAAUUUAAGGAGGCGGGAAAAUUCAUCUGAACCCUUUUCAACUCCCAGCAGCGUUGCUCUCUCUCUCCCUUCACACAAAGUCGAAGGAGAGAUGGAGAGGAUACACGUCUCAGUGAGAGCUAGGCCCCUCUCUGCCGAAGACGCCAAGGCCAGCCCUUGGCGCAUUUCCGGGAAUUCCAUUUACAUACCCAACCAACCCACCACCAAAUUCGAUUUUGAUCAAAUUUUUGGUGAAGAUUGCAGAACUCGAGACGUUUACAAUGCUAGGACAAGAGAUAUUGUAGCAGCGGCAGUUCGUGGUUUCAAUGGGACUGUUUUUGCAUAUGGGCAAACUAGUAGUGGAAAAACGCAUACGAUGCGUGGAUCAAAGUCGGAGCCCGGAGUAAUCCCCUUAGCUAUCCGCGAUCUAUUUUGCAUUAUACAACAGGAAAUGGAUAGAGAGUUUCUUUUGCGGAUGUCGUACUUGGAAAUUUACAACGAGGAGAUAAAUGACUUGUUAGCCCCUGAACAUAGAAGACUGCAGAUUCAUGAGAGUAUUGAGCGAGGCAUCUUUGUUGCUGGUUUAAGAGAAGAAAUUGUGGCUUCUGCCGAGCAUAUCCUUGAACUUAUGGAGUUCGGAGAAUCUCAUCGUCAUGUUGGAGAGACGAAUAUGAAUACCUACAGUAGUAGGUCGCACACAAUAUUCCGCAUGAUUAUUGAGAGCAGGCAGACAACCGAUGACUCCGGAGCAGAACUCCCAUGUGAUGCAGUUCGUGUCUCUGUCUUGAAUUUGGUGGAUCUUGCUGGUUCAGAACGUGCUGCAAAGACUGGAGCAGAAGGUGUACGCUUAAAGGAGGGCUCCCACAUCAAUAAAAGCCUGAUGAUUUUAGGAACUGUAAUUAAAAAAUUGAGUGAAGGCACUGAGAGCCAAGGAGGACAUGUCCCAUAUCGAGACAGCAAACUUACACGUAUUCUGCAACCCGCAUUGGGUGGAAAUUCGAAUACCGGUAUCAUAUGCAAUAUUACACUUGCACAGAUUCAUGCUGAUGAGACUAAAAGUAGUCUUCAAUUUGCUAGCAGAGCACUGCAUGUGACAAAUUGUGCCCAUGUAAAUGAGAUAUUGACUGAUGCUGCAUUGCUUAAACGUCAGAAAAAAGAGAUAGAGGAACUUAGAGCAAAACUGCAGGGUUUACACUCAGAACAUCUUGAAGAGGAGAUUCUGAACCUGCGGAAUACUUUGCUAAAGAGUGAAUUGGAGAGAGAGAGAAUGGCUUUAGAGCUGGAGGAAGAGAAGAGAGCUCAGGCUGAACAAGAGAAGAGGUUGCAAGAGCAAGCCAAGAAAAUUGAAAACUUAAGUUCUAUGGUAUUUUGUGCUAAUAGGGAAGAGGCUGGUGAUUUCUACAAGAAGGUAAAAAGGCGUGAUACCUGGUGCCCUGGAAAUCUUGGUAAAGAGAAACCAAAGAAGUUGUCCUUGGUCAAAGAGAAAACUUCUGAAGUUAAGUCAAGAAGAGAAGAUCGGAUUGCGGGACCACUUCUUCCUUUCGACGAGUUGGUCGAUGGAGCAAGUACUACUGAUUUCUGUUUACAAGAUGAGGAAUGUAAUAGGGUUGUUUCUGAAGACUGCUUUCUUCCUGCACCCCAAGCUCUGCUGCAUGUUACCAGUCGGAAAAAAGUUCCACCCAGAAAAAGAAGUUUGCCUAUGGAGAGCAAUGGCUUGGCUGAACUGCAAACAGAAUAUGAAAAAUUGUUCUUAGAACUCGAAACUCAUAGGACAAUGAGUACAAUCCAGAUAGAAUGCUUGAUGGCGAAGCUUGCUAAGGUUGGUUCGGCUAAUCUUUGCGGGAAUUGCAGGGACUGCUCUGCUCAGAUUACCAGCUCUGUAUCUAAUAUAGAUGGUAAUAAAUCUUUGAAGGAUUCGGAUACCAUUCUAGUGAUAAAGAAGCUACAGGAAAAGAUCACUAUAUUAGAGAUGGAAAAGUCCUCAAGCCUGCAAAAUUUUAAUAAUGUAUAUGACCUGGCAACCGAGCAGACUAUAGCGGCGCAGGAGAAAUAUGAAAAGGCUACGAAGGAACUUAUGCUUGCACGCGACGAAGCAACUGUAGCUCGUGACAAACUUGCUUCAGCAGAGUCUAGCCUGGAAGAAUCUGAUUGGUUGAGUAGCCUAUUAACAGAAGCACAGGAAAUAAAGCUGGAAUUUGAGAAUUCAAGAAAUCUUACAGAGUCUCUUUCUUCAGUUGUAGAUGAACUUCUCAAUCUUUCAACUCAGAUACCAAACCUGAUUUCUGAUCUUAGACCAUCAGUUUCCCAAAGUUUAGUUCAACUUGAAUCAACAGUUCGGAGCCACGAGAAGGUAGAGUCCUGCUUGAGGAACAAAAUUCUGGAGCUUGAGGAUGAGAAGCUUGCCCUUCACAACCUGGCUUCAGAGCAUGCUAGUAGGAUUGAACUUCAUGAAAAACAUGAAGCUGAGGACUCGGAACUUCUUUGUCAAAUUCAAUUGCUUCAGAAGGAGAUUUCAUCUCUGUCAUCAUGUUCCAUGGCAAAGGAAAAGGAAAGUCUAAGAAAGGAAUUGGAGAAAACAAAAACUAAGUUAAAAGAUGUGGAGUCCAAACUGAAGAAUGCUGUACAGGAGAAAACAAAGCUUGAGGGCGAGAAGUCAUGUGCAGAGAGAGAACUGAAGAGACUUCAAGGCCAGAAGGCUAUGCUCGAACGUGACAUGAGCAAACGUGAAUCUAAUAUUGGAAGAAGGCGUGAUUCAGCUAUUGAUAGAAGCUCAACUGUUUUUGAUCAGAAACGGUCCAAGGGUUCUUUGCCUGACCUUGAGCAAUUCAAAAAUCUGGAAGUGCUUGCUUUUGAGAUGGAGGCACAAAUUGCAUCUUUAGAUGAACAACUGGCUAUUGCAAAUGAGGAAAAGGACAUAACCACCUCCAGAGCUGAAAGUUUGGCUUCUGAUUUGGAGGUGUUGUCCAAUGAGUUGCAGCUGUCAAAUUCAGAGUUGGGAAAACUAGAGGAAGAAGUUUCACAACUUAGAACAAGUUUGGAAGAAUCUAGAUUUCAAGCAAGGGAAAUGGAGACUACUAUCGGAUCUCUGUCGGAAGAGAGGGAGGAGUUGUCAAUGCAACUCACUGAAGCACUCUUGUCCAUGGAGGAGGAUAAAGCCAUAUGGCUGUCCAAAGAGAGAGCUGCCAUGGAAUCCAUUGAAGAAAAGGAAAAACUAUAUACGGUAGAAAUAGAUUCAGUUUCUGAGAAAUUGGCAGAGGUAAGGAAUGAGCUGGAGAUAUGUCGACAAAACUGCAAGGAUCUCGAGGUGAAACGGGAGAACCUCUGCACAAAAGAAGAACAAGCUAUUGCUUCUGUUAGUCAGAGCAAUGGAUCUCCAGAGAAAAGCCAAGAGUUACAUGAAAAGGUGGAAAUUUUACAGCUGGAAUUGAGUGUUCUCAGAGAUGAAAGGCAAUCUUUGCUGGCCCAAGUCCAAGAACUGGAAACAAGGCAACCUAUUGCUUUUGAUGAUUCUCAGGUAUUAAAGUUAAAACAUGAAUUAGAGCAGCAGAGCAGUAGUCUUGCUAGUAUGGAAGACCAGAUGCACAAUGAUAGAGUGGGCAACGACUUGGCGAGGGCUAAACUGAGGAUGAGACUCCGAGGAACUCAGGCGAAACUGGAUGCUCUUCGUGUCAGAUACCAGGAGUUAACAAGUGAGAUGGACUUCAUGAACCAGAGAUAUGAAGAGGCUUCAAAAAAGCUGAAGAAUCAAUUAUCUCAAUAUGGUAAAGAACUCUUGUAUGUCAAGAAACAGCUUGCACUCACCAAAGGUCAGUAAUAAAACUCAUUACUGAAGAUUCUUAUUCUAUGAAGAAAAUUCUGAGAAGUAAUUUAACCAACUUUGUCGUGUCAUUUUGUAAUCUAUAUAGUGCUAGAAAUGAGGAAUAUUUUUGAAAGACGUGAAAUUAGGUAAUAUUCACCUGUAAGCCAAGUUUUUUUAUUCAUAUAUGUCAAUAAACGAUUUAGGAAUAUAAGAUCCAAUUCCUAUUAUUUUUUUAA
Messenger RNA from Salvia splendens (bonfire salvia), 4032 nucleotides. Its product is annotated as kinesin-like protein KIN-7O. The record is from RefSeq and is a predicted model, not a curated record. Bases 110 to 3811 code for a protein of 1233 amino acids. Lineage: Eukaryota; Viridiplantae; Streptophyta; Magnoliopsida; Lamiales; Lamiaceae. Gene Ontology annotation, biological process: microtubule-based movement. Gene Ontology annotation, molecular function: ATP binding; microtubule motor activity; microtubule binding. The transcript is spliced from 31 exons.